GGAGCCGGAAGAGUUCCCGGCCGAGCAGAUAGUAGACUUCAGGAAGCCUGCGGUUGCCGGCUGCCGCGAUGGCUGCGGAGCCUUGGUUGUUGUUGUAUGAUUCUGCUUGCCAUAUUGCACAAGAGAUUGCUGAAAAAAUUCAAGAACGCAACAGAUACCAGAGGAGUGGUGAAAGUACAACUAAGGUCAAUGUUGCUGUCAGGUCGUUACUGCAAAAUCUUGAAGAAAAAACCAAUCGUCUGAAAGACUUGUUGUUUCACUCUGUAUCAACACGUCAGCUAACCCAGAGAGAAGGAGAAAGACGGCAAAUUUUAGUAGAUGAACUUUUCACGGCACACAGAAAACUCCAAGCAUCUUUCCAAAUUGAAAAUACAGAACCUGAUGUAAUAAGGUCUAGCCUAAUGGCAGGCGGGGUCAGAAGAGAAGUAACAAACCCAUGGCUUGUGGAGGAGCCUGAGGAAACGAGAGGGCUUGACUUUCAUGAUAUCCGGCAGCAACAACAGAGAAUUAUCGAAGAACAGGAUGCUGGUCUUGAUGCACUCUCUUCAAUCUUAUCUCGCCAAAAACAAAUGGGACAUGAAAUUGGAAAUGAAUUAGAGGAACAGAAUGAAAUCAUUGAUGAUCUUGCCAAUUUGGUAGAAAAUACUGAUGACAACCUACGCAAGCAAACCAAACAUGUUUUGGGGGUGGAGAAAAAGUCAGCCUCCUGUGGAAUGAUGGUGGUGAUCGUAUUAUUGCUGAUUGCUAUUGUGGUUGUUGCUGUGUGGCCUACAAAGUAAUCAGAGAUUAUCUCAUUUUGCAACUAAGUGUUAAUAGUCAUCUAUAGCAAGGACUACCCCACUUUGUUUUUGGCAUUGUCCAUGGAUAGCUGUUCUUACUCCAGUACAAAAGACAGAUCCAUGCUUGAGCUGCAUAAAGGUUCUACAAAAUUCUGUAUAAAACUUUAUAUACUCAAGAACAUAAUUGGAAAAGAAAUGACUCACCUGAACUAACUUCAAGACAUAAAUUGAAAUUAAUUUCAAAGAAACACUUUGUCUAUAAAUACUUAUAAUAGUACUAAGUGGAAUUUUCUCUUAAUCUGCAGUGUCUAAUUAAAAUAUUAGCAUUUUCUUUCUUACAUUAGUCCCUUAUUGCUGAAAUAUAUGGUUCUUCCUGAGAGAAUGUCAAAGAUUCAAGAGAAACUGCCAUCUUUGAAGGGGGAACAUCUUUCAAAUAAAAAAAAAAAAAAAUCCACAAAAAUCUUUGACUUGAGUCAGAGGGCAAUUACUAUUGUAAAAUGGUAGCUAUCAGAUAUAUAUUUUGGAAAGAGAAGAUAAAGUUUCUGUCCAAAAAUGUGGAAUCAAACAUAUUGUAUUAUACCUGGGUUUCUUUUCUUUAUCAAGGUAUAUUAAUAGCAGGGAAGAAAAGGAAUUACUGUAGAUACCCAGAGUUUCAAAAUGUGUUUUUUUUCCUAUAUAUGUUCUGAAAGUAAAUGAAAAUGAUUCUCUUAGCAGAAUUGGCAGGAAAAUGACUUUCCUUCUCUCUGUAACUUGCCCUGAAUACUCAAAAUCUACCCUGAAGGAUUAGCAGAGCACAUUUUGGAGAAUUAUGAGGGUUGCCAGGGAGACAUCCUGUUGUAUCAGCAUCUUUUUAUUUAUGCAACACUGGAUUAAAUCCCAGUCAUAAUUAUGUCCUGAUAUUGUUAUUUUUGCUAUGUAUAUAUUGACAUAAUGGAUAGUAAGGCAGUAAGACUGAAUAGAAGCCAUUUUAGAUCUAUAGGAUUUCUUUUCUUAUCUUGCAUUUUACUUUAUUUUGUACCCUUUCCUGCCGGGAAUAUUUAAAGCCUUUAUCUGUGUUCUUGGAUAUCUAGGAUUAAUAUCAUUCUAGCCCAUGCAGCGUUGAUAUAUGUUGAAUAAUUCAGAUUUGAGAAAAUGUGCUAAGAGAUCUGAAGAUUUCAGAAGAAAACUAUCUUAAGAGCCUUAUCUACAUCUCUAGUAAAUGUCUAAAAUUCUUUAAUAGACUUUUUUUUAGUGUUAUUUAGUGUUUCAGAGUAAUUGGUCUUCCUCAUGUUUGACUGAAUAGAAUUAAAGAGCCAUUAUUGAAUAUGAUAAAGGUUCAAUUUAAAAAAACACACA
Molecule: messenger RNA, 2114 nt
Organism: Protobothrops mucrosquamatus (brown spotted pit viper)
Lineage: Eukaryota; Metazoa; Chordata; Lepidosauria; Squamata; Viperidae
Gene: STX8
Product: syntaxin 8
Exons: 8
Coding region: 69-779 (236 amino acids)
Biological process (GO): vesicle fusion; intracellular protein transport
Cellular component (GO): SNARE complex; endomembrane system
Molecular function (GO): SNAP receptor activity; SNARE binding
Source: RefSeq, a predicted model, not a curated record